AACAAAACUCUCAUCAGUGGGAUCACCAUGGAGACGGAAGUGAUGAAAUCGUUUAAUAAUGAAUUGUCGUCACUAUUCGACUCGAAAAACAUGAGCAAGAACAAGAUUCAGGAUAUAACAAAGGCUGCGAUCAAAGCAAAAAGCCAAUAUAAGCAUGUGGUUUUUUCAGUUGAAAAACUUAUCAAUAAGUGCAAGCCAGAUCAACGUCUAAAUGUGCUCUAUGUAAUCGAUUCAAUAGUCCGUGCUUCAAAACAUCAACUUAAAGAAAAAGACACAUUUGGCCCACGGUUUAUGAAGCAGUUUGACAAGUUUUUGAUGCCGCUGUUAAAGUGUGGACAGAAAGAGAAAAUGAGAACAGUUAGAACUCUUAAUUUGUGGAUGUCCAAUAAAGUUUUCAAGGAAUCAGAGAUUCAACCACUGAGAGAGAUGUGCAAGGCUUCUGGAUUAACUAUCGAUUUCGAGGAAGUUGAGCUCGCCGUGAAGGGAAAACAGGCUGAUAUGAGCAUUUAUUCCGGAGUUUACAAGAAAAAGCCAAAAAGGUCUUCAUCAUCGUCUCAACCGAAAUCUCGUACUCCUACAAAUCCACAUCCGGAUGAUGGACUUCUCGGUGCUGGACCAUCAUCUGCUCUGAGAUCUGUCCCAGAUAUUCCGAACUUUGUGCUUUCUGAAGAUUACUUCCUUGGAACUAUUUCUGAGAGAGAAAUGUUGGAAUUGGUUCAGAAGUUCGGCAUAGAUCGCAGUGGAGUUUUAAGUAAGGACAAGAAUCUUCUCCAGAGAGCACUUCAAAUAUUCGCUGGAUCCUUGAGUCAAAAAGUAGAAGAAGUUCUAGCGGAGAAUAAUCGGAUUAAUGGAAGUAGUAUACAGAAUGUGUUAACAAAAGAUUUUGAAUACUCGGAUGAUGAAGAAGAGAAGGAAAAGGAACCACAACCAGAGAAACAGAAAAAUCUGCCACAUGCUCAAGUCCUGUUAUUGGCUCAAAGUUUGCUUACUCAACCUCAAAUACUCGCAAAACUCGCUGAAGUCUUGAUACCUCAAGGAAAUCCAUUUGGUCUUCCGUUCCCAGGCGAACAUAUUGUUCCAACAUCGUCAGCAGCUUUAACAUUGGGAGCUCCACCACCAAAUCUGAUGGCUCUUCAACAAUCUCUGCCGCCAGGUUUUCCAAAUCAACAGCUCGGACUUCCAAAUCUCUCAGGCCUCAACCAAGCCCAACUGAUGAAUGUUCAAAAUGCUCAGAAUAUGCUCCAACUGCAACAACGUGCUGCUCAACUUCAAGCUCUACAAGGAAAUCCAAAUGCUCAGCGAAAUCUUCUUAUGCUUGGAAAUCCAUUGCUUAAUCCAUUUGCUCUUCAACAUGGUGUUAAUCCAAUGUUAAAUGACCUCCAAGCCGCCGCAGCAGCUCAACAGCAAGCAAUGUUGAAUGAAGCCGCACAGAGUCCAGAGAAAAAAAUAUUGGAAUUAAGUGGUGGAAAUAGUGGAAUUAACAAUAGUGGAGAUGUGGAACGAGCUCGAUUAAGGGAAAAAGAGAAGGAAAGAGAGAGCAAAGAGAGAAGAAGAAUGGGAUUGCCACCUGUUAGAAUUGGAUUUACUAUUAUCGCCUCACGUACACUUUGGCUCAAGAAAAUCCCCACAAAUAUAGUUGAAAACGAUUUGAAGCAAGCCGUCGAAUCAUGUGGAGAAGCAUCUCGUGUUAAAGUUAUCGGAAAUCGUGCAUGCGCCUACAUCACAAUGGAAAAUCGAAGAUCUGCGAACGAUGUUGUUUCAAAAAUGCGUGAAGUUUCGGUCGCCAAGAAAAUGGUCAAAGUUUACUGGGCAAGAAGUCCUGGGAUGGAUUCAGAUCAAUUUUCUGAUUUAUGGGAUUCUAAUCGUGGAGUCUUGGAAAUCCCAUAUGAAAAACUUCCGCUGGAUUUAGUGGCACUUUGUGAAGGAGCUAUGUUGGAUAUUGAAUCUCUACCAAUUGAAAAGAAAUUGCUUUAUAAAGAAACCGGCGAAACAGUGAUUUCUAUACCACCACCAAAUAUUCAACCUCCAGUCCCACAUCCACCUCCAAUGGGUUUCCCAUUCCAACAUCAACUCACACAAUUACCCGGUCAACCAAGACCUGCAGGUCUUCCUCCAGGUGUUCCACCGAUGUUCAAUCUCAAUGCUCCACCACCACCCGGAAUUCCAGGAUAUCCACCGGCUCCACCACCGCCAGGAGUUGGUCCUCCACCACCACAGGGUAUUCCACCAAUGGGAUUCGAUCCAAAUAAGCCACCACCACCAAUGUUCCAACAAGGAUUCAACGCUGGCGCACCACCACCACCAUUUGGCCGUGGAGCUGGUCCAAUGAGCUCAUUCCCACCACCACCACGUGGCGGUAUGCAUCAUAUGCCACCACCACCAUCAUUCCGUGGUGGACGUGGAGGACACGGUGGUCCACCACCACCACAUUUUGAUAGACGAGGUGGUGGAGGUCCACCAUUCCGUCCGGAAAAUGGACGUGGACGUCUUUUGGAUCAAUCUGAAAUGUGGAAUCGUGAACAACGAGAGAUGCGCGGCGGCGGUGGUGCAGGAAGAGAUGGAGGAAGAGAACAUCGUGAUUAUGAUCGUGAUCGUUCUCAAAUUGAUCGUCGUAGACAAGAUGAUAUGGGAGCUAGGAGACGUUCUCGUUGGGGAGAUGAUGAUCGUCGUGAUGAUGACCGCCGUGAUGAUAGACGUGAUGAUCGUCGUGAAUCAAGACGCCGCUCUCCACGGUCUCCACGUUCCCCGGAUCGGCGUACAAGACGUUCUCCAAGCUAUGAAAGAGAGGAACCACCAGUCAAAAAAACUAGUGUCGAAGAAGAAACCGUAUCCUCUACAACCCUUGAUGAAUUGAAACCAUCAGUCGAACCGACUCCAGUUCCAGCACCAAUUCCAGCUCCAGCUCCAGAGCUUAAAGCUGCAGAAGAGCCAGUGAAAAUUGUUGCAGAACAUCAUGAAGAUCAGACUGAUGAGGUGCCGAUGGAUCUUGAAUAAGGAAUUAUAGAGAUAUUGAAUUGAAUACUUAAUAAUGUUUAAAAGCAUUGCAUCUACUUGAAUUUAAACAAUUUUUUUUUUUUAAACUUGUUUUACUCAAUUAGUCGAAAACUUCUUCUACUCCAUAACCUGUGUAUGUAAUUGAAUCUUCAUUUCCAUGAAUCUCUUGUUCUCCGGGACAUAUUGUUUAAUCCUGAUGCUUUCAAUUGUUUUUUGACUUUAUUGUAAGAUUUAAUUUUCAUGGCCCACUUACCCCUUUCUCGCUCGCCCUAAAUUCUUCGUUUUUUAUGAUCAUUUGUCUCCCUUAUGUACCCACAUUUUCUUUUUCUUUGUUUUUUUCUCUCUAUUUUAUUAAUAUGUCUCAAUGAACAAUAU
Caenorhabditis elegans is the source of this 3369-nucleotide messenger RNA. RefSeq names its product CID domain-containing protein (gene nrd-1). The transcript is spliced from 9 exons. The record is from RefSeq and is marked reviewed. Lineage: Eukaryota; Metazoa; Nematoda; Chromadorea; Rhabditida; Rhabditidae. Bases 28 to 2994 code for a protein of 988 amino acids. Gene Ontology annotation, molecular function: nucleic acid binding; RNA binding.